Molecule: messenger RNA, 861 nt
Organism: Branchiostoma floridae (Florida lancelet)
Lineage: Eukaryota; Metazoa; Chordata; Leptocardii; Amphioxiformes; Branchiostomatidae
Product: cartilage intermediate layer protein 1-like
Exons: 3
Coding region: 190-861 (223 amino acids)
Source: RefSeq, a predicted model, not a curated record
CACCGUACCGAUGGAAACAGCAACUGUGUCAGGAAGUACCGUAGUAGUUUCGUCAGCAGCGGUCACAGCGUCUACAUUAACCGCACAGGCAGCUGAAGUGACAACAGAAGCAGUGUCAUCAACAGCAUUUCCUGCAGCAACAACAGCAACGGCUAUAACACAAACUACUGUAGGGCAACACCAUCUGCAAUGACAACGACGAAAACAUCGACAGCAUAUGUGACAACAACAACAGCAUCUGCUGCAUUGAGUACUGCUGCAACAACAUCAGCCGAGACAACAGCUGGCACAAUGCUUGAAGAAUCUGUUAUCGGCGUGCGAGCAGAAACCUGCACUAGCUGGACAGCGUGGUUAGACCGAGACGACCCCGGGGGUACGGGCGACGUUGAAUCACUGACUGAUCUUCGAAGGAAGAAUUCCGGGCAGAUCUGUACCGAGCCUGUGGGUAUUCAGGCCAGAGUUCGCGGAUCCCGCAUGGGGGCGCUCUUGACUGGACAACAAUUCGAAUCCUUCAGCCCGACGAAAGGCUUUGUGUGUAGGAACGGCGAACAGAACCACGGGAGAUGUCAGGAUUAUGAAGUGCGGUUUUGUUGUGCUACCAACAACACUUGUCGCACGUUCUCCACUGACCCCUCUUGGACCUUCACUUGGAAUAACCCACCCGCAUCGUCCCCACUGACGUUUAAAGUACGGGCCAGGAGCGACGCCCAUAUCAUUCUGUCUAGUCGUAACUACUGGGUGGCAAAACGGUAUAAAAUCAUUAUCGAUGAGUUCGGAAACACGGGAUACUACAUACGGAAACGAGAAGGAAAAUUGAAAACUGCAGAAGUUACUGGUAACAGUGCGGGUAAGGAAACCUAA